Messenger RNA from Spodoptera littoralis (African cotton leafworm), 858 nucleotides. NCBI's taxonomy places the organism in Eukaryota, Metazoa, Arthropoda, Insecta, Lepidoptera, Noctuidae. The record is from the annotation of a GenBank genome assembly.
AUGCAGAACCGCCCUUCCGCCCAUGCAGCAACGCUCAUGCAGCAGGGACCCGACACGCAACAAACUACUCGAACGACUCUCGACAUAUGUUUCACUCCUCCCCGGAGUAUCCUCGGGAUGAGACGUGUAGCCCCGCAGUUCUCGAUCCCGCCACCGCCAAAGUCAGAGGUGAUGCUGGGAGGAAACCUGACCCUGAAGUGCGUUGCCUUCGGAUCACCCAUGCCCACUGUUAAAUGGAGAAAAGGUUUGACGAAAUGGUUGACGCCGGAGGAUAACCCGCCACUUGGUCUGAACACCCUCAAGUUGGAAGACAUCAGGGAAUCUGCGAACUACACGUGUGAGGCUGCUAGUGUACUUGGUGUUAUUGAAGCUGUGGCUGAGGUCAAGGUGCAAUCGCUACCCGGGCCUCCGACAGAAGUGCGUCCCUCCGAGAUCACAGCUACGACAGUCCGGCUCACGUGGACCUACAGCGGGCCGGAGGAACCACAGUACUACGUCAUUCAAUAUAAACCGAAAUACGCUAACCAGGCAUUCAGCGAGAUCUCAGGGGUCAUCACUCAGUAUUACUCAGUAACGAAUCUGUCGCCAUACACGGAAUAUGAAAUGUACGUGAUUGCCGUCAACAACAUCGGUAGAGGUCCACCUUCAGCGCCGGCCGUCAUCACCACCGGAGAAACUGAAAGAGGCAAUCAAAAAAGAAAACAAAUGGUUCCUAUAAUGGUCACUGAGUGUAAUGUUACACAAGAAAGUCAGAACUCUUCUGAUAAAAUGAACACCAUCAAUAACAUGUUCUAUCGGGCCCCUCCCCUAAAGAUCAUCAUCUCUUCUACAGUUACUUAUGAUGAACGAGAUUUAUAA